Molecule: messenger RNA, 770 nt
Organism: Zingiber officinale
Lineage: Eukaryota; Viridiplantae; Streptophyta; Magnoliopsida; Zingiberales; Zingiberaceae
Product: ubiquitin-conjugating enzyme E2 10-like
Exons: 5
Coding region: 160-606 (148 amino acids)
Biological process (GO): protein polyubiquitination
Cellular component (GO): nucleus
Molecular function (GO): ubiquitin conjugating enzyme activity
Source: RefSeq, a predicted model, not a curated record
UAAAUUGCUAAAUUUUUAUUCUUGUAAUUAUUACUUUAUUGCAUUUUAUACUCGACCUUCCCCUUUCGUUUCCUCUCUCUCUCGGCCUUCGCAGUUGACUCGUGUUUCAGUGAGGAGGAGACGAUCAGACAUUUCGAGCAGCGGUCCGGCGAUUUUGCCAUGGCGUCCAAGCGGAUCUUGAAGGAGCUGAAGGAUCUGCAGAAGGAUCCCCCUACUUCAUGCAGCGCAGGCCCUGUUGCUGAAGACAUGUUCCAUUGGCAAGCAACAAUAAUGGGUCCGCCAGAUAGUCCUUAUGCUGGAGGUGUAUUUCUAGUUACCAUCCAUUUUCCUCCAGACUAUCCAUUCAAACCACCCAAGGUAGCAUUCAGGACCAAAGUGUACCAUCCAAAUAUUAACAGCAACGGCAGCAUUUGCCUGGACAUCUUGAAGGAGCAAUGGAGUCCUGCAUUAACUAUUUCCAAGGUUUUACUUUCGAUCUGUUCGCUUUUGACGGACCCAAACCCUGAUGAUCCAUUGGUUCCUGAGAUUGCUCACAUCUACAAAACUGAUCGGAACAAGUAUGAGACUACCGCUAGGAGCUGGACCCAGAAGUAUGCAAUGGGUUAAGACCGUUUCCGUAUCCCGAUGCUCUGUGUUAGUGUAAUGUAGCUCAUAUAUGCAAAAUAACAUGGUGUGUCCGUUAUCACUCUGGCGUUUCUAUGAAAUAACGAAUGCGAACGCUGAUGAAAAUGCUUUCAAAAAUUAGUAUGGAACUGGCUUUCAAAUAUUCA